UUGGAACAGCGAACGAAGUCGACAAGAUCCGGACACAGUCCAGAAUUCCGUUCUGCUGUUUCACGCGAAAGCUUGCACCUGUGUCCACUGGAAUUCUAUAGACCAGCAAGAGUAGAAAGAGGAAGGUAGAGGCGCUACUGCAGGCGCUUGACAAGAUGCAGAUGGAUUUAGGCCGGCUGGCCAGCCGGGCCUACAGACCAGCUCUCGUCCUAGUGCUCCUGUGUGUUGUUCAACACGCUACACCGCAGGUGGUGAAUACUGUAUCUCCACCAGUGGAUGAUGAGGAUGCUGGCGUUGGCAGUGGUGCCGAGUCCAUACUGUGGGCGGUUUCGUAUCACCCUGGACAGAGGCAUGCCCUGGCACAGCAGGUUAUGCUGGCCCUGGAGUCCAUACUGGGUAUUGAGUCCUACAUCGUCACUAUUGAAGAUAUAUCUACAGCCUCCUCCCUUGCUGGAGAGCAAAAGCUGACAGUGCUAGUUCUAGAUCGGGAAAAGCGCCUAGCAAUGUCAGCAGCCAACUUGACCAAGGUGAUUGUAGAGCGAGCUGCUGAUUUUCACAUGGAGCUUAGUACGCUUGGUGUGGCAGCUAUAUCACAGAGCUCUGACCUGGAUAGCUCAACCCGGAUAAAUUCUUCCUCGCAGGCUCGGCUAGGCAUUUCAGCAUCACGCAGCCCCGAUGGCAGCAUCACAUUCUUUGCUCAGGUAACACCGGAGAACAUUGCGGUGAGCUCCAUAGCCUGGUCACCUCCUGGUGGUGGCGGUGCUGCUCUGAGCAACAAGUCGGUCAUUUUCACCAGCGUCAACGAGCGUGUCUCCGUGCUGACGUUUGUACGACCGGACACGUCCGACACGGCGGUGCGCGUCUCUGCUGUACUGGCCAGUGGACAGGUCUUCACGAGCUCAGUGCCGGGCCAGUCUGUUGGUGACUCACAAACUGCAGCUCCUACUUUGGUUCAACUGAGCAUUGAUCCUCCGAAUGUUAUACUGCAACCUGGUGAGACGGCGUCCUUCACGUGCAAUGUUAAUCCGCCAUCGCAGUCAACGGAGAUUGAGUGGUCUCCCAAACCAUCCGGCCAGUACCACCUGGCUAUGGGAGGCAGGAUGCUGGUCAUCAGCGAUGUGCAAGUGACAGACACCGGUGUGUACGUGUGUAGUGGAAACUUUGAAGGCCAACCCAUCAUCACCAGCGCCCGCCUCACAGUUCGCAGUUCUGGACCGCCUGGUCCAGCCGGACCCCCCGGAGCAAGCUAUUCUUUUGAUGUAACGUGGCAGUUGGACGAAGCCGCCACACAGCGGCUGGUCUCGCUGCAGUUUGAGUAUCGUUCACGGGCAUCCACUGGUCAAUGGUCAUCUUGGAGGGUUGAUGGUAGUCCCGCGUCGGUGUCCAGCAACGGUACACGCCGUAUUACCGUGCCCCAGCCCGGCACAUUCCAGUAUCGUAUCACAGGCCAGACGGCCAACGGUAGCUCCAGCACAGUGUCGCUGGGAGAAGCAACAGUACAAGCGGCCAGCCUGUACACAUCGCCCUCGUACCCGGUCAGCGGACGGUGGACUACACCGUCGGCCCUUGUGUCGCGUAUACUCUACUACAUUAUGGAGUAUCGCAUUGUGAUAUCCGGUACGUUCGGGUCUUUCACCCGACUGAGCCACUCCAUCCCAGUCAGUGCAUCGGCGUACAACAUCACAGUGCCAGCCCCGGGCACCUACAACUACCAGAUUUUAGGCCAGUUUGACGGCUCUCAGCAGAGCGUGGACACUGGAUUCUUCACUGUUCGAGUUGAACCUGCUGUAACAAACACUCCUUACCGUGCCCUAAUUGAGUGGCAAUCAUCAGGCGCACCCGGCUUAGAGUAUUACUCCAUUGAAUAUCGGCAGUCAUUUGGGGCUGGCCAGUAUGGGGCCUGGACGUAUGGUGCACAGAAUGUGUUGCCGGACCGCGGUUCAGCUCUGAUCUACUUUCCCAUGGCUGGUGCUUAUGAGUAUCGCCUGAUCGGUCAUUUCCCUGGUUAUGCCGCUCUCCUGGCCACUUCUCUGACGCAGGUUGGCAUACCAAGUGGCUCUAUAGACUUUCCCUAUUCCGUGGACAUCAGCUGGCCCCAGCCUUUGGAGACAAUCCGUCCGUUGCUGCAGUUCUACAUCAUCCAGUACAGAGAGGAUCUCGGCGGUGGAGAGUACGGUGGCUGGCAAACCGCCUCCAACAAUGUGCCAGCCACUGCCACUAUGUAUACAUUGCGGCUGCCUCGUGUUGGCUUCUACCAGUACCGUGUGGUCGGUCAACUGGCACGUGGACCCCAAGCACUGGCCACCGGCAUGGUGACAGUUAGAAUGUCCGAAGCGUCCACAAGUCCUCAGCAACCAACAACAGAAGUAAUCACAAGUGACUCUGCAGCACCAACCACAGCUGCUCCUCAGCCCGUUCCUGUCACUCUUAGAUGGCUGCAGCCACCAGCAACUGCUCUCCAAUCAGUAGAACACCUCACUGUGGACUAUCGCACUGCCUUGCCCAGCGGACAGUUUGGAGAAUGGCAAGUUGGUGUUAACCAUCUGAGGCCGACUACAACUGAAACUCAAAUCACAUUGCUAUCCCCGGGCAUGCAUGAAUUCCGCAUUCUUGCCAAUGUGUUUAGUCAGCAAGUUCAGAUUGGAGCAGGAGACCUUGGGCUUCCUUUGCCGUCCAGUCCGAUGACCAUUGGUAUAUUCCCACAUACCUUCAUGUGGAGGAUUUCCGGCGCGCCGUUCCAAUUCUAUCGCAUCCGCUACCGUCGCGAAGGCACACAAGCAUGGAGUAUAGCAUCGGAUAGCAUUCGUCCUGACACAUCAAUGAUGUCAUUUAUGCUACCCGUUGGAACGUAUGAUUAUGAGCUGUAUGGCGUGUUUUCUGGUGAGGCUGUGUCUCUAGAGGACAGUGGCAAGUUCACCGUGACAGAGGCUAACACACUACCACCACAACUGACGGAGGCCACGUCUACACCAGUGUUAGUUACAACCCAGCCUCCACUACCGCCAUUGAUUGGACCAGGCGGCAAGUUUGAGAAUGAACUGAUGAGCGCGCAGUGGGCUGUGGACUUUGAUAAUCAAAAGGUCCGGUUCAUAUUGCGUGGACAGGCUGGAAGAUAUGUUGCUGUUGGUCUCUCUGAAGAUGAAUACAUGGUGCGCAGUGACAUUCUUGUUGCGGUGAUGAACAGCACUGGUGCCUUUGUAACGGAUCAGUUUGCCCUUACACGCAACACUCCAUUUCUCGAUAUUGACGGUAGCCAGCUGAGUGAAAUUGCUGCCCGUCAGAAUGGUGCUGACGUGGAGUUUGCGUUCAGCAUUCCGUGCGAUAGCCAGGACGUACUUGAUGAUGUCAGUGCGUUACGCACACAGUACCUACUGUUUGCUACUGGUGCCACUGUGAACGGUGGUAUCGGCUACCAUGCCACCAACCGUUGGAUACAGCGUACACAGCUAGCAGAAUACUGCCGGGGCGAGACCAGCACCACCGUCGUGCCAGCCUCCGCUAUAGACACCACUACACCCACUAUCCCAGGACCAGCGGUGAUUACAAGCUCUCCGGGAAACUCAAACACUUCAGGGAGCUUUGAAGCAGAAGCCAUCGCUGGCACAGUCAGUCCGUUCACCGCACGCUGGAAGGUAGACCAAGGGUCACAGUCUGUAACUAUCAAUCUUCACUCACCGCUCUUCGCCGCUGCCACCCAGUAUGUGGCAUUCGGUAUAUCCAAUGACAGGCGUAUGGCUGGCAGUGACAUAAUCACAGGUCAUGUUGAUGGCGGUGGACGGGUAGUUGUGGCGGACAGGUAUGCGCGUAGCUACGUUUUGCCGGAGCAGGACGAGCACAGCCAAGUGUCGAGUGUUAUGGGCACACACGAUGUAGACGGUACCAACAUCACGUUCACCAUUCCAUGCUGGAGCGAGGACCCGAAAGACGUCGCAGUUGCCGGCAGCCACUUCUUCCUGUUUAGUCGGGGACCAGUGGACGACGGAGGUCAAAUUGGCUUUCACGGAGUCGAAAAUAAAUGGUUCACAAGAGAACUUGUCCACAUUGACUGUGGAGUUCGCCCAUCGCCCUCCACAGCUCCGCCAACUGUUGCACCCACUGGUUUCACGCCGAUGUUCACGAGUGACUUUGUAGAGGCAGCCUGGGACGUAGACCGCAGCAAGGAAGAAGUCAGGUUCACCAUACGUACCAGUGAUGGAGACUACGUUGGAUUUGGAAUAUCUGAUAAUCGGAGGAUGAUGAAUAGUGACAUCAUUACAGGCUUCCUCACUGAGUCUGGUGUCCAAGUACAAGAUCGAUAUGCAACAGCUUACACUGAACCAGAGGUUGAUGCUAGCAGUCAGGUGAUUGCUCCAACUGGCCGUCGCAUUGGCAACAUUGUAGAGAUCUCAUUCUCUAUACCGUGUCAGAGUUCGGACACAUCGGACAUUGCCAUCCAUGGUGAUCAUUACUUUCUGUUUGCGUCCGGCAAGCUAUCCGACGGACGGCCAUUAUAUCAUGGCUACAGAAGGGGAAUGGCCACAGAGGAGCAGAUUAACAUUGAUUGCUUGGCUCCGCCGACAACUACUCCACCAGCCCCACCAACAACCACUCCAGCAGCUCUUCCAACAACCAGUAUGCUGACAGAGACAAGCAGUGCACAAACAAGUUUCACGCCGAUGUUCACGAGUGACUUUGUAGAGGCAGCCUGGGACGUAGACCGCAGCAAGGAAGAAGUCAGGUUCACCAUACGUACCAGUGAUGGAGACUACGUUGGAUUUGGAAUAUCUGAUGAUCGGAGGAUGAUCAAUAGUGACAUAAUUACAGGCUACCUCACUGAGUCUGGUGUCCAAGUACAAGAUCGAUUUGCGAAUGCUUUCACUAGACCAGAGGUUGAUGCUAGCAGUCAGGUGAUUGCUCCAACUGGCCGUCGCAUUGGCAACAUUGUAGAGAUCUCAUUCUCUAUACCGUGUCAGAGUUCGGACACAUCGGACAUUGCCAUCCAUGGUGAUCAUUACUUUCUGUUUGCGUCCGGCAAUCUCUUUGAUGGUCAGCCAUUGUAUCAUGGUUACAGAAGGGGAAUUGCUACAGAGGAGCGGAUUAACAUUGAUUGCUUGGCUCCACCAACAACUACUCCAGCAGCUCUUCCGACAACUACUCCACCACGCCCACCAACAACUACUCCAGCAGCUCUUUCGACAACCAGCAUGCUGACAGAAACAAGCAGUGCACAAACAAGUUUCACGCCGAUGUUCACGAGUGACUUUGUAGAGGCAGCCUGGGACGUAGACCGAAGCAAGGAAGAAGUCAGGUUCACCAUACGUACCAGUGAUAGUGACUACGUAGCAUUUGGAAUAUCUGAUGAUCGGAGGAUGAGGAAUAGUGACAUAAUUACAGGCUUCCUCACUGAGUCUGGUGUCCAAGUACACGAUCGAUAUUCAGCAGCUUACACUGAACCACGGAUCGAUGCUAGCAGUCAGGUGAUUGCUCCAACUGGCCGUCGCAUUGGCAACAUUGUAGAGAUCUCAUUCUCUAUACCGUGUCAGAGUUCGGACACAUCGGACAUUGCCAUCCAUGGUGAUCAUUACUUUCUGUUUGCGUCCGGCAAGCUAUCCUUCGGCCGGCCAUUGUAUCAUGGCUCCAGGAGAAUAGCCACAGAGGAGCGGAUUAGCAUUGAUUGCGUGGCUCAAAGGGCAAGUACCCCAGCACCUCCACCGGCAACCACACCAGCAGCUCUUCCAACAACCACUCCAGCAGCUCUUCCAACAACCACUCCACCACCAGCAGAGGGUUUCACGCCGAUGUUCACGAGUGACUUCGUAGAGGCAGCCUGGGAUGUAGACCGCAGCAAGGAAGAAGUCAGGUUCACCAUACGUACCAGUGAUAGUGACUACGUUGGAUUUGGAAUAUCUGAUGAUCGGAGGAUGAUCAAUAGUGACAUAAUUACAGGCUACCUCACUGAGUCUGGUGUCCAAGUACAAGAUCGAUUUGCGAAUGCUUUCACUAGACCAGAGGUUGAUGCUAGCAGUCAGGUGAUUGCUCCAACUGGCCGUCGCAUUGGCAACAUUGUAGAGAUCUCAUUCUCUAUACCGUGUCAGAGUUCGGACACAUCGGACAUUGCCAUCCAUGGUGAUCAUUACUUUCUGUUUGCGUCCGGCAACCUCUUCGAUGGUCAGCCAUUGUAUCAUGGUUACAGAAGGGGAGUUGCCACAGAGGAGCGGAUUAACAUUGAUUGCUUGGCUCCACCAACAACCACUCCAGCAGCUCUUCCGACAACUAUUCCACCACGCCCACCAACAACCACUCCAGCAGCUCUUCCGACAACUACUCCACCACGCCCACCAACAACCACUCCAGCAGCUCUUCCGACAACUACUCCACCACGCCCACCAACAACCACUCCAGCAGCUCUUCCGACAACCAGCAUGUUGACGGAAACAAGCAGUGCACAAACAACUGGCAGGUUUGUCGGGCCAACCAUCAAUGCCACAUGGACUGUGGACCCGGACACGCAGAGUGUGCGCUUUGUACUGCGGACGGCUGAGUCACAGAAUUCUUGGCUGGCUGUGGGAAUAUCUGAUAAUCGUCGCAUGCAAAUUUCUGACGUUAUACUUGGUAUCCUGCUUGAUAAUAACAAUGUCCUUGUGACUGAUCGCUGGGCAUCGGGAUACAGUCCGCCGAGAGUUGACACUGACAGUCAAGUUAUCCCUGGCAGCGGCAGUGGCAGCCGCACCAAUGGAGUGCUGGAGAUUGCUUUCAGCAUUCCAUGUCAGAGUUCAGACGAACUCGACAAGAGUAUCCAGGGUGAACAUUACCUACUGUUUGCCCGCGGCAAUGCUGCAGGCACCGCACCAAGCUAUCAUACGCCAAGCGGCAGAUACGUCACAGACGAUCUUGUCUCUAUAAACUGCCAAGCCGGACCGUCCACCACACCUACGCCAACUGUACCGCAAGGCAUGGAAGUGGUUCUUAGCGACGUAACUGCCGAGUCCGUUGUCGUCAACCUGCCCGUACCAGUACCAAGCGGCUCGAUUUGGGAGGUUGAAAUCACUACUCCAUCUGGUACUAUAGUGUCAUCAGCUGAGCUCAGCGAGGGCGAGAGCAGUCACCUACUGAAUGGUCUCUUGCCCAAUGAAGUCUACACAGUUACAGUCUUUGAUGGCAUCACUAAUCCAUACCUGUCGUUCCGGUCUGCUGCCUUUACUGGGCCUCCCGACGGCGACCUGACGUACGAAGGCAGCAUGACUGCAUUGUGGAGUAUCGAUCCAGAGUCACAGACCGUCACUUUCUCAUUGUCAGUACCUGUCACUGAUGUUUGGCUAGGCCUGGGAAUAUCUAACGAUCGACUCAUGCUGAGAAGUGACAUCAUAUCUGGUUUGAUGGACGACACAGCUACAGGUGGUGUUCAAAUUCGGGACAGGUAUGCGUAUGGCAGAAUUCGGCCAUCAGCUGAAUCUUCCAGUCAGGCUACAAAUGGACGUGGUAGUGUUCUGGAUGGAGUCACUACAAUCUCCUUUACUCUACCUUGUAAUAGCCCUGACACUUUUUCUGACAUUCCCCUGGAAGGUAGCCAUUAUCUACUGCUGGCCUAUGGACCAAUUAUCGAUAAUGAUCUGAGUUAUCACACGUGGAGGGCAGCAACAUCAUUGCCAGUUGAGAUUGACUGUUCUGCUCGGACCAGGCUAUCGGUCGGUGACAUCACGGAUAGCUCAGUCACUGUAUCUCUCCUCAAGUCGGUGCCAGCUGGCUCAAAUUGGAGAGUUGACAUCACAACAACUGAUGGUAGUACUGUCUCAACGGGUACCAUUAGUGGGGGUUCUACAAGUCAGGUGCUAGCUGGCCUAAGCUCAAAUACCAACUACACUAUCACCGUGUUUGAUGGAAACACUAAUCCUAGUCUAUCGUUCCGUACUGCGGCACCUCCAGGACCUCAAGUAUUGGUUAGCAAUCUGACUGACACGACAGCUGUGCUACAUUUCCGGAACCUGGCCAAUUUUCUGGGUACAGUGUCCUUUGCGCAAGUGAUCGUCGCCGAGACUCCAGGCGGCUAUGUUGUAUUCCGUGCUAAUGUGACCAGCGACAAAGGCAGCUUCACGCUGGGUUAUCUUCAAUCCAACACAAGAUACGUUGUCACUCUGACCAGCCAAGCUGACGCCAGUCAUCAGGUGGCACAUACACAGUUCAGUACAAAGGCGUUCCCAGGGACCCCAGACGGUGUGUUCAGUUCUUCCAGUAUGUCAGCCGAGUGGAAAGCCUUCCCUGCGCUUCAGGCCGUGUUCUUCUCUCUGACAGCGGAGGUUGUGGGUGAUUGGCUAGGCUUGGGUAUCUCCGAUGAUGUGUUCAUGGCUGGUUCUGACAUAGUCACUGGUUCUAUAUCUACUGAAGGAGCAGUGAGAAUAGAAGACAGAUUUUCUGAGGGUCAGUUUCGCCCGCAGUUGGAUGCUUCACAAGAUGUGGAGAAUGGCAAAGGCAGUGUGGUGGAUGGCUCCACCACCAUCUCAUUCUCCGUACCCUGCCAAAGUUCUGACCUAGCUGAUGACAGGUCACUGUCCACACGUCCUCGCUAUCUGCUCUUUGCUUACGGCCCACUGACCUCAUCGUCAACAGACAUCGCUAAUCAUGUCUACCGAGAAACCUUUCUUGAACAAUAUCAAGCAGUGUGCGAUGUUGUCAGGGUUCCGUUAAGCAUUCCACUCACCACAGUAGACCCUACGGCGUCUAGCUAUCUUGUAGAUGUCUAUCGCUACAACCGGGCAACAGGCCAGCAAGACCUGCAUCACACAGUGGCGGGGCUGGCGGCACACGACUUCCCCUACGAGGUCCCCGGAGGUCUGGAGAGCGGCUUCUACUAUGUGUCGGAGAUCCUAGGAGAGAGCGUUGAGUACCUGUGGCAUCACUAUAUUGACUAUCAUGUCCUGGGUGACGUAGGUGAUCUGCCCAUCUUCAUUGAGUGGCCUAGUAAUGUUCACAUGACAGUGUCCAGGUCUGAUGUCGACAUAGAAGUGAGCAAUGUCACUGUUGCACUACCUCAUCUCCACGCCUUGUUGAGAAUGCGCUUCCCGACGUAUCAGGCCCAGUAUCGUAUUGUGGGUGAUUACUCCUGGACUGACCUACCGGACUUCUCGUCAUCAACACCUACCUCAGUUGAGCUGGCGAGACUCCCGAGUGACAACUACGAGUUACGAGUACGCGCUACGGAUGGUACCGUCUCAUCUGAGUACUCUCAACCGCUGCGCAUCAUUUCUGUUGGAAAGGUACCUGUGUCCAUCUCUCUACCAACAGUAGACCCACUGGCUAUCAGUUAUUCAGUAGAAGUUCUGUUAUUCAACACGAGCAUUGGUGAAUAUCAGAGUGUGUCGAGAGAGGAUAAUUUGAGAGUUGGUGAUUUCCCGCACGGCGUACCAUCUGGUGUUGCCAGUGGUUCUCAGUAUGUAACAAUAGUCACAAGUAAUCUAGCAGAUGGAAGUCAACGUUCCAUCCAGUUUGACUCUUUGACUGCUGAGCCAAUCGGAAUGCAACGUGAUUUAUUGAUGUGGCCAAGUGAUGGUGGUGUGUCCAUUAUGGAUGUUGACCUUGGUAAAAGUCAUGUUAGCAUUACAUUGCCAGAACUGAGUGAGUCUCAGAGAAGUGACUAUUCCGAUUUUGAAGUGGAGUAUCGGAGGAUUGGAGACAGUAGUUGGAUAUCUGCUGGCAGUGUGUCAACAUCAGAGAAGACAUUUGUUCUGUCGGAGAAUCUUGAUGCUGGUAACUAUGAAGUACGAGUUCGUGGAACAGACGGCAGCGCUGUUCAUUCAGAGCAUACUCCUCAUCUUCAGUUUUUCACCACCGGCAAAGUACCUGUGUCCAUCUCUCUACCAACAGUAGACCCACUGGCUAGCAGUUAUUCAGUAGAAGUUCUGCUAUUCAACACGAGCACUGGUGAAUAUCAGAGUGUGUCGAGAGAGGAUAAUUUGAGAGUUGGUGAUUUCCCGCAUAGCGUACCAUCUGGUGUUGUCAGUGGUUCUCAGUAUGUAACAAUUGUCACAAGUAAUCUAGCAGAUGGAAGUCAACGUUCCAUCCAGUUUGUCUCUUUGACUGCUGAGCCAAUCGGAGUGCAACGUGAUUCAUUGAUGUGGCCAAGUGAUGGUGGUGUGUCCAUUAUGGAUGUUGACCUUGGUAGAAGUCAUGUUAGUAUUACAUUGCCAGAACUGAGUGAGUCUCAGAGAAGUGAGUAUUCCGAUUUUGAAGUGGAGUAUCGAAGGAUUGGAGAAAGUAGUUGGAUAUCUGCUGGCAGUGUAUCAACAUCAGAGAAGACUUUUGUUCUGUCGGAGAAUCUUGAUGCUGGUAACUAUGAAGUACGAGUUCGUGGAACAGACGGCAGCACUGUUCAUUCAGAGCAUACUCCUCAUCUUCAGUUCUUCACCACCGGCAAAGUGCCUGUGUCGAUCUCUCUACCAGCAGUAGACCCACUGGCUAGCAGUUAUUCAGUGGAAGUUCUGUUAUUCAACACGAGCAGUGGUGAAUAUCAGAGUGUGUCGAGAGAGGAUAAUUUGAGAGUUGGUGAUUUCCCGCAUAGCGUACCAUCUGGUGUUGUCAGUGGUUCUCAGUAUGUAACAAUAGUCACAAGUAAUCUAGCAGAUGGAAGUCAACGUUCCAUCCAGUUUGUCUCUUUGACUGCUGAGCCAACCGGUGUGCAACGUGAUUUAUUGAUGUGGCCAAGUGAUGGUGGUGUGUCCAUUAUGGAUGUUGACCUUGGUAGAAGUCAUGUUAGUAUUACGUUGCCAGAACUGAGUGAGUCUCAGAGAAGUGACUAUUCCGAUUUUGAAGUGGAGUAUCGAAGGAUUGGAGACAGUAGUUGGAUAUCUGCUGGCAGUGUGUCAACAUCAGAGAAGACAUUUGUUCUGUCGGAGAAUCUUGAUGCUGGUAACUAUGAAGUACGAGUUCGUGGAACAGACGGCAGCACUGUUCAUUCAGCGCAUACCCCUCAUCUUCAAUUCUUCACCACCGGCAAAGUACCUGUGUGGAUCUCUCUACCAACAGUAGACCCACUGGCUAUCAGUUAUUCAAUAGAAGUUCUGCUAUUCAACACGAGCACUGGUGAAUAUCAGAGUGUGUCGACAGAGGAUAAUUUGAGAGUUGGUGAUUUCCCGCAUAGCGUACCAUCUGGUGUUGUCAGUGGUUCUCAGUAUGUAACAAUUGUCACAAGUAAUCUAGCAGAUGGAAGUCAACGUUCCAUCCAGUUUGUCUCUUUGACUGCUGAGCCAAUCGGAGUGCAACGUGAUUUGUUGAUGUGGCCAAGUGAUGGUGGUGUGUCCAUUAUGGAUGUUGACCUUGGUAGAAGUCAUGUUAGUAUUACAUUGCCAGAACUGAGUGAGUCUCAGAGAAGUGACUAUUCCGAUUUUGAAGUGGAGUAUCGAAGGAUUGGAGAAAGUAGUUGGAUAUCUGCUGGCAGUGUAUCAACAUCAGAGAAGACAUUUGUUCUGUCGGAGAAUCUUGAUGCUGGUAACUAUGAAGUACGAGUUCGUGGAACAGACGGCAGCACUGUUCAUUCAGAGCAUACUCCUCAUCUUCAGUUCUUCACCACCGGCAAAGUACCUGUGUCGAUCUCUCUACCAACAGUAGACCCACUGGCUAGCAGUUAUUCAGUGGAAGUUCUGUUAUUCAACACGAGCAGUGGUGAAUAUCAGAGUGUGUCGAGAGAGGAUAAUUUGAGAGUUGGUGAUUUCCCGCACGGCGUACCAUCUGGUGUUGUCAGUGGUUCUCAGUAUGUAACAAUAGUCACAAGUAAUCUAGCAGAUGGAAGUCAACGUUCCAUCCAGUUUGUCUCUUUGACUGCUGAGCCAAUCGGUGUGCAACGUGAUUUAUUGAUGUGGCCAAGUGAUGGUGGUGUGUCCAUUAUGGAUGUUGACCUUGGUAGAAGUCAUGUUAGUAUUACGUUGCCAGAACUGAGUGAGUCUCAGAGAAGUGACUAUUCCGAUUUUGAAGUGGAGUAUCGAAGGAUUGGAGACAGUAGUUGGAUAUCUGCUGGCAGUGUGUCAACAUCAGAGAAGACAUUUGUUCUGUCGGAGAAUCUUGAUGCUGGUAACUAUGUAGUACGAGUUCGUGGAACAGACGGCAGCACUGUUCAUUCAGAGCAUACCCCUCAUCUUCAAUUCUUCACCACCGGCAAAGUACCUGUGUCAAUCUCUCUACCAUCAGUAGACCCACUGGCUAUCAGUUAUUCUGUAGAAGUUCUGCUAUUCAACACGAGCACUGGUGAAUAUCAGAGUGUGUCGAGAGAGGAUAAUUUGAGAGUUGGUGAUUUCCCGCACGGCGUACCAUCUGGUGUUGUCAGUGGUUCUCAGUAUGUAACAAUUGUCACAGGUAAUCUAGCAGAUGGAAGUCAACGUUCCAUCCAGUUGGACUCUUUGACUGCUGAGCCAAUCGGAGUGCAACGGGAUUUAUUGAUGUGGCCAAGUGAUGGUGGUGUGUCCAUUAUGGAUGUUGACCUUGGUAAAAGUCAUGUUAGCAUUACAUUGCCAGAACUGAGUGAGUCUCAGAGAAGUGACUAUUCCGAUUUUGAAGUGGAGUAUCGAAGGAUUGGAGACGGUAGUUGGAUAUCUGCUGGCAGUGUGUCAACAUCAGAGAAGACAUUUGUUCUGUCGGAGAAUCUUGAAGCUGGUAACUAUGAAGUACGAGUUCGUGCAACAGACGGCAGCACUGUUCAUUCAGAGCAUACCCCUCAUCUUCAAUUCUUCACCACCGGCAAAGUACCUGUGUCGAUCUCUCUACCAUCAGUAGACCCACUGGCUAUCAGUUAUUCUGUAGAAGUUCUGCUAUUCAACACGAGCACUGGUGAAUAUCAGAGUGUGUCGAGAGAGGAUAAUUUGAGAGUUGGUGAUUUCCCGCACGGCGUACCAUCUGGUGUUGUCAGUGGUUCUCAGUAUGUAACAAUUGUCACAAGUAAUCUAGCAGAUGGAAGUCAACGUUCCAUCCAGUUUGUCUCUUUGACUGCUGAGCCAAUCGGAGUGCAACGUGAUUUAUUGAUGUGGCCAAGUGAUGGUGGUGUGUCCAUUAUGGAUGUUGACCUUGGUAGAAGUCAUGUUAGCAUUACAUUGCCAGAACUGAGUGAGUCUCAGAGAAGUGACUAUUCCGAUUUUGAGGUUGAGUAUCGAAGGAUUGGAGACAGUAGUUGGAUAUCUGCUGGCAGUGUGUCAACAUCAGAGAAGACAUUUGUUCUGUCGGAGAAUCUUGAAGCCGGUAACUAUGAAGUACGAGUUCGUGCAACAGACGGCAGCACUGUUCAUUCAGAGCAUACUCCUCAUCUUCAAUUCUUCACCACCGGCAAAAUACCUGUGUCAAUCUCUCUACCAUCAGUAGACCCACUGGCUAUCAGUUAUUCAGUAGAAGUUCUGUUGUUCAACACGAGCAGUGGUAAAUAUCAGAGUGUAUCGAGAGAGGAUAAUUUGAGAGUUGGUGAUUUCCCGCACGGCGUACCAUCUGGUGUUGUCAGUGGUUCUCAGUAUGUAACAAUAGUCACAAGUAAUCUAGCAGAUGGAAGUCAACGUUCCAUCCAGUUUGUUUCUUUGAUUGCUGAGCCAAUCGGAGUGCAACGUGAUUUAUUGAUGUGGCCAAGUGAUGGUGGUGUGUCCAUUAUGGAUGUUGACCUUGGUAGAAGUCAUGUUAGCAUUACAUUACCAGAACUGAGUGAGUCUCAGAGAAGUGACUAUUCCGAUUUUGAAGUGGAGUAUCGAAGGAUUGGAGACAGUAGUUGGAUAUCUGCUGGCAGUGUGUCAACAUCAGAGAAGACAUUUGUUCUGUCGGAGAAUCUUGAAGCUGGUAACUAUGAAGUACGAGUUCGUGCAACAGACGGCAGCACUGUUCAUUCAGAGCAUACUCCUCAUCUUCAAUUCUUCACCACCGGCAAAAUACCUGUGUCAAUCUCUCUACCAUCAGUAGACCCACUGGCUAUCAGUUAUUCAGUAGAAGUUCUGUUGUUCAACACGAGCAGUGGUAAAUAUCAGAGUGUAUCGAGAGAGGAUAAUUUGAGAGUUGGUGAUUUCCCGCACGGCGUACCAUCUGGUGUUGUCAGUGGUUCUCAGUAUGUAACAAUAGUCACAAGUAAUCUAGCAGAUGGAAGUCAACGUUCCAUCCAGUUUGUCUCUUUGACUGCUGAGCCAAUCGGAGUGCAACGUGAUUUAUUGAUGUGGCCAAGUGAUGGUGGUGUGUCCAUUUUUGAUGUUGACCUUGGUAGAAGUCAUGUUAGCAUUACAUUGCCAGAACUGAGUGAGUCUCAGAGAAGUGACUAUUCCGAUUUUGAGGUUGAGUAUCGAAGGAUUGGAGACAGUAGUUGGAUAUCUGCUGGCAGUGUGUCAACCUCAAAGAAGACAUUUGUUCUGUCGGAGAGUCUUGUUGCUGGCAACUAUGAAGUACGAAUUCGUGCAACAGACGGCAGCACUGUUCAUUCAGAGCAUACUCCUCAUCUUCAAUUCGUCACCAUUGGCAAAGUGCUGGCCGCGGAUGUGAAAGACGUUACAAGCUCCCGUGCAUCUGUUGAGCUCUCCACUUCUCCCGGGGACAGUGGUGACUGGACGGUGACUUUGUCUGCUGGUGGUGUAGCGCUGGAUGAUCUGACCUUCCCCGCUGACUUCACGACAUUCCCGUUGGAGUUCUUGCAGCCCAAUAAGCUGUACGACGUAUCCGUGCGUGACAGUUCAGGAAAAUACAUCUUUGGUCCACUGCAAUUUGUCACUUCUGCCAUGGAUAAUCCCGAUGGCAUGUUCAACAACUCGGAUAUGACAGCCAUGUGGAAGGUGUCAGCAUCUGAUGGCAUUGUCCAGUUUGUCUUGUCAACGGCCACCGUUCCCACACCAUGGCUUGGUGUUGGAAUAUCGCGAUCCGGUGGAAUGUCAAACAGUGAUAUCAUUACUGGCUACAUUGAUGAUCAUGGAACUGCAGCUAUUCAGGACAGAUUUGCAACUGGACGUUUCAGGCCCCAAAUUGACCAACAGUCACAAGUCAGCCAAGCACGUGGCAUCGUACACGAGUCCACGACCACUAUCAGCUUUGCCAUGCCCUGCAAUAGCAAUGACAUGCAGGAUGUCCCACUUGUUGGACAGCAUACUUUCAUCUUUGCUGUCGGCUCAAGGACCGCUCAAGCAGAUCCAAUCACGUAUCAUGCCGGUAGGAGGUUUAUCAGCAGUGAAAUGAUUAGCAUCGACUGUGGAGAGGACGUACCAUCGGACCAACGGCCACCAUUGAUGACAACAAACACCACCGGUCACUUCCGCUCACCAUCGUCCAGUGUUCAGUGGAUGGUGAACCCAGCUGAGCAAGUAGUCAAGUUCAACGUGCGCAGCAAACUGGGCGACUGGAUCGGUGUGGGCAUUGCUGAUCAAGCCAGGAUGUAUCCCGCUGACAUCAUCACUGUCUAUCUCUCCACAGACGGUGUCCAAGUUCAGGACAGACACGCUGUUGGACACAGCAAACCACUCGUUGACACGCACAGCCAGGUGAUCAAUGCCACUGGGCGUCGUGACGGUGUUUACAACGACAUCACGUUCUCUCUACCCUGCCACAGCCAGGACACUGAUCCAGAGCAAGACAUCAGUAUUCACGGUCGUCAUCAUCUGAUCUUUGCUAUUGGGGACUUGCAAGAUGGUGACAUUGCAUAUCACGGUUCCCACCGGGGACCCACACCGUUGGUCACUAUCGACUGUAGUGUGCUGGCCGCGGAUGUGAAAGACGUUACAAGCUCCCGUGCAUCUGUUGAGCUCUCCGCUUCUCCCGGGGACAGUGGUGACUGGACGGUGACUUUGUCUGCUGGUGGAGUAGCGCUGGAGGAUCUGACCUUCCCCGCUGACUUCACGGCAUUCCCGUUGGAGUUCUUGCAGCCCAAUAAGCUGUACGACGUAUCCGUGCGUGACAGUUCAGGAAAGUACAGCUUUGGUCCACUGCAAUUUGUCACUACUGCCAUGGAUAAUCCCGAUGGCAUGUUCAACAACUCGGAUAUGACAGCCAUGUGGAAGGUGUCAGCAUCUGACGGCAUUGUCCAGUUUGUCUUGUCGACGUCAACCGUUCCCACACCAUGGCUUGGUGUUGGAAUAUCGCGAUCCGGUGGAAUGUCAAACAGUGAUAUCAUUACUGGCUACAUCGAUGAUCAUGGCACCGCAGCUCUUCAGGACAGAUUUGCAGCUGGACGUAUCAGGCCCCAAAUUGACCAACAGUCACAAGUCAGCCAAGCACGUGGCAUCGUACACGAGUCCACGACCACUAUCAGCUUUGCCCUGCCCUGCAAUAGCAAUGACAUGCAGGAUGUCCCACUUGUUGGACAGCAUACUUUCAUCUUUGCUGUCGGCUCAAGGACCGCUCAAGCAGAUCCAAUCACGUAUCAUGCUAGUAGGAGGUUUAUCAGCAGUGAAAUGAUUAGCAUCGACUGUGGAGAGGACGUACCAUCGGACCAACGGCCACCAUUGAUGACAACGAACACCACCGGUCACUUCCGCUCCCCAUCAUCCAGUGUUCAGUGGAUGGUGAACCCAGCUGAGCAAGUAGUCAAGUUCAACGUGCGCAGCAAACUGGGCGACUGGAUCGGUGUGGGCAUUGCUGAUCAAGCCAGGAUGUAUCCCGCUGACAUCAUCACUGUCUAUCUCUCCACAGACGGUGUCCAAGUUCAGGACAGACACGCUGUUGGACACAGCAAACCACUCGUUGACACGCACAGCCAGGUGAUCAAUGCCACUGGCCGUCGUGACGGUGUAUACAACGACAUCACGUUCUCUCUACCCUGCCACAGCCAGGCCACUGACGCAGAGCAGGACAUCAGUAUUCACGGUCGUCAUCAUCUGAUCUUUGCUAUUGGGGACUUGCAAGAUGGUGACAUUGCAUAUCACGGUUCCCACCGGGGACCCACACCGCUGGUCACUAUCGACUGUAGUGACCCACCUACGCCUCAUCCUACCACCAUGCCACCUGCAACGACCACUGCACAGGUGGGAUGUAGAAGUCAUGAGUUCACUUGCAAUGAUGGACGGUGCAUCAACAGUGCCUUCACUUGUGACAGAGCCAAUGACUGCGAUGACUGGUCUGAUGAGUUGCUAGAGAAGUGCUGGGCACCUGCGUGUAGCAACACCACCUUUCCGUGUCUGGAGAUCUCGGGCUUUCACACGUGCAUACCGCUGACCUGGGUGUGCGAUGAGGUGGCAGAGUGUGCCGCUGAUGCAGACGAGAGAAACUGUACUGCAACCAGCCCCCCUACACCUGCCCCGACCACCUCACCGGCGCCAACUACCUCACCGACUACAUCUGUUGCUGCAGCAGCAAGUAUUUAUCCUAGUCAGAUCACGGUUGAGCAUGCCGAGGUGUCCAGUGGAAAAUCCGUGACAAUGACCUGCACCGAGAACACUGGCGACAUCUUCCCGUUCGUAACCUGGCAACGCCUGGAUGGCCUAGCCCUGCCGCUCAGCCGCGUGUUCUACACCGGAAUAUUCAUGGAGACUAUCACCAUACGCAAUGUGUCGGCUGCCGACGCAGGCACCUAUCUGUGUGAUGUGGAGCUCUCCAGUGGGGAACUCCUGUAUACGCAGGCCAAUAUUACAGUUGCCCAACCUCCACCCGUAGGCGAUUGUCCAAAGCAACGGUUUGCGCCGCAACGCGCCAAUGAAGUGUUCAAUGCCGACUGGUGUGUCAACUCCAUUACCCAGCGGGUUCACUUCACUCUCCGCUCCACGGUUCGCAACGGUUGGGUUGGUCUUGGCAUCUCUCAUGACGACAACAUGGUUGGUAGUGACAUUAUCACGGGGAGAAUUCAAGGCUCGGCCGCCUUGGUGGAGGAUCGGUUUGCCGACGCACAUGCCCAGCCCGAACUGGACCAAGACAGCCAGGUGGAGGACAUGGCUGGUAUCAUGAAUAACGGCUGGAUGGAGAUUUCCUUCUCGCUGCCGUGUGAGAGUGAAGAUGGCCGUGACAUUGCUCUGCGUGGCAGCCAUUACCUUCUGUUUGCCACUGGCGUAUUGAAGGACGGUGGUAUAUAUUACCAUGAUGUCCCGCAGCGCUGGGCAACUGAACAGCCUAUCACCAUAACAUGCAGACCGGCAACACUAAUGGAGCCGACAGCUGUGGAUGCUGUGAACUCAACAGUCACCACAAUGAGCCCGACUGGUGAUCCCAUGCUAACACCUGUGUCAACACCAUCUUUGCAAACACCUGUACCAGCACCUGAUUAUCGAGCCAUUGUUGAACCAGCUGAAGCUUGCGUGAGCAUUGGCUCGGACCUAUCUUUGACAUGCUCGCAAACUUCACCAGACUUUUUCCUCAGCUACGUGUGGAAAAGAGUGGACGGUGGUCCUCUGCCGAUUGACCGCUAUGAAGUCAGUAACCGUGGUGAUGUUCUUGUGAUCAAAGACGCUGCCACCAUCGACACUGGUCUCUAUGUGUGUGAGGUGGACAGCUUUGCGUUUGGUGUCAUGACAACGACCGCGGAGGUCACAGUCGGUACUGACGAGACUUGCAAGCCCACACAAGAACCUACAACAUCUCCUAUGACUAUGACUAUGACUAUGCGUACUGACCCACCAGUGGAACCGACCUCAGAAAUGGCUUCAGCAACUGAACCAGCUGCCCCUACAACUGCAGAUACACCACUGGAGCCACAAACUGGCAUCCGUGUGUUCAAGGGUUUUAUACUGUCCUGGACGACCAAUCCGCAAAAGCAGCAUGUUGACUUUACAUUCCGCACCAACCAGCCGAAUCACUGGAUGGCAUUUGGCAUCUCAAACAAUGAACGCAUGCCGGAGAGUGAUAUCAUCACAGCCUACCUAUCACCAGCUACUGGAGAACCUGUGGUAGAGGAUAGGUAUGCCCGAGAAUACAGUGUGCCCGUGGUUGACAGCAGUUCCCAGGUCUCCAGGGUGUCCGGUGGCCUUGUAAGCGGGUACACAGUGAUCAGUUUCCGAAUGCCCUGCUGGUCGGACGACGUAGAGGAUAUCUCGCUAAGCGGACAGCAUCACUUCCUCCUGGCACUGGGCCAGCUGAUGGCUGGGGAGAUCCAGUAUCAUGGUGACUCGAGGAGAGUUACUGAUCUCAUCACUAUCAACUGCGGUGCUCGCAAUGUUGUCACCGACCCUGUCACGCAACCAGCCACCAUCUCACCCAGCACGGCAGCGGCCAUUGACGGCAAAUCAGGAGGAUUCUCUAACCCUGCUGGAACGUACAUUGUGAACUGGAAGGUGUCGGACUCGGCACCCAAGGUCGACUUCACUCUGCAUGCAAGCCAUGGUGGAUGGAUGGGCUUCGGUAUUUCACACACUGGCCUUAUGACCGACAGUGACAUCAUCACAGCUUUCAUUGACCCUGCAACCGGACAGGCUGUUGUACAAGAUCGGUGGGCAAGUGGACACUACUACCCUGCUCUCGACGUUGACCAGCAGGUAUCAGACAGCGCCGGCCAGCAGCUGAAUGGCUGGAGCCGUGUCUCCUUCUCACUGCCAUGCAGCAGCUCCGAUACCAGCAAUGACAUUGCUAUCUCGGGACAGCACUAUUUCCUCUUCGCUGUCGGCCAGCUGCUGGGUGGUAAUGGUAUUCGGCCACAUUCCCUGCAGCAUAUGUGGCGCACAUCCAUGCCUGUUAUGAUUCAGUGUGAUGGUGGAGAUAGUGUGGCUGUUUCAGAGUCUUCCUCUGCACCACCGGAGUCUUCCUCUGCACCACCGGAGUCUUCCUCUGCACCACCGGAGUCUUCCUCUGCACCACCGGAGUCUUCCUCUGCACCACCGGAGUCUUCCUCUGCACCACCGGAGUCUUCCUCUGCACCACCCACACCUGUUGACCCGGUUAGCCCGAUUAGCCCGGUUAGCCCGAUGGACAGUACCAUGACAGCUACUACCAUGACGGCUAGUGGUGACGAUGACGCCACCGGUACGGAGGCCUCCGGGGACCCGACACCUGACGAAGGCUCAGCCACACAGCCACCUACAACAGUGGCCGCCGUCACUACCAUGGAGGUGAUUUCCAUCGAUGUGGAUUUCUCAAUCCUGCCGGCUCGUGUCAUUGCCGGACGAGACUUCACUCUCUCGGCCCUGGUCACUACAUCACCUGUGAUCCCUGCUAGUGGGUACACAGUGACGUGGGCCAAGGAUGGUCUGCCAGUGAGCAGUAGAGGUAUGAACAUGUCCCUGCCAGACACAGCACUCGGUAUGAGUGAAGCAGUGUUGUCGGACAGUGGCAAUUACACCGUGACCAUCACGUCGACAAGCGGCAGAUUCCCAAGCCAGUCGUUCACCUAUACGCUUCAAGUUCAUGAUGCUGAGAUCAUCCCAGUGUUUGUCACACCGGAAUUGGAGACAGCCAGUGCUGGUAGUCUGAUGACGUUCACCUGCCACUACAUACUCACACCAGGUGAUGAGGUGCUAGAGCUGGUUUGGUCACCGUCGUCGCAACAGUCUGGCUCUCCGCCAGACUCCUCACCUGCCUCGCCGUCGCCCGACAAUGGACGUGUACAGAACCAAGCCCGCAGUGGAGAGUAUGGUAGUGUGUUGACCGUGUCUGAUGUGAGCGUGGCCGACGCAGGGCACUACGCGUGUAGUGUGCAAACACGCCAUGGUCUAGGCACCGCACAUGCCUUCCUCGAUAUUGAGAGAGAUCCAUCAGCACCUACUCUUCCUACACCGACUCAAACAACAGGAGCAUGUGAGAAUGUGAUGUGUCCCACUGGUCAAGCCUGCUAUUACAUUGGAUUUCCGGUGUGUGGAGACGUGUGUUUGGAAGCGGCCUGCUCCUCAAGUGAACAAUGUGUGCUGACUGACGGCGAAUGCUUUAUCGGUGCUGGCUGUAUUCCUGCUGCACAGUGCAGGCCAUCAGUAACUACAUCACGACCUGUGACUAACCUAACCGCUGCUACAACACACAUGGGUGUGUCUAUGCCGACUAUGGACCCGAUCGGCAGUGGUACGCUGGCAAUCAGUGCCAGUGGCACAGGACCUGUUCAGACUGUCACCUCUCAAUCUGCCGGUUGUAACUCAGCUGGAGAGAUUUACGAGGUGGGCGGCAGCUGGAACAGUGGUCCGUGUAUCUCCUGUGUGUGCACUGAUAACUACACGGCGAUGUGUUCAUCAGUGUCUUGUCCUACACCAACAUGCUCCAACCCCAGUACUGUAGCAGGUCUCUGCUGUCCUGUCUGUCCAGAUCUAGUCAUACCAGUAAAGCCCUCGGCACUACCGUGUGCAGCUCAGGACUUCCAGUGUACAUCCGGUGACUGUGCGGCCAGUAGCUCAGUGUGUGACCUCACAGCAGACUGUGCUGAUGGCAGUGAUGAAGAGAAGUGUGAGCCCGUUAGCAUUGUGGACGAGCCAUCCAACAAACACGCAGUUCAGGGCAGUGACAUCAUACUGAACUGCAAGGCUACCGGUGUACCAACGCCUCUCAUCAAAUGGCUACACAGCAACGCCGACGUAGUGGAGACGGACAGAGUGAAAACCGAGACACUGAGCGAACCACCACUAGUGACUAGCCGAUUGCGUAUCACCAAUGCUAACCUGACAGAUGCUGGCCUGUAUCACUGCCAGGCUGGAAACAGAUUUGCUACCCAGGACAGUAUGGCCAGGGUCACGGUUGUUGCUGCUCCGAUGCCCACCUACAGUCCGUGCACGCAUAACGGCGCACUGCACGCAUUCGGCAGCACGUGGACCGAGCUGCAGGGCGAUGGAGAAACCACCGCGUUCUCUGGCGAAAUCAUCUUUGUCGUGGACGAGUCUCGCUCCAUGAAGGAAUCACACGUUUGGCUGCCUGGCCUGCUCCACAGCCUAGAUGAUGCGCUGAAAGCCUCGUCCAUCGGUAUGGAACAUCAGAAUCGGUAUGGCGUGGUGGGUUUUGCUGGUCGCGGUCCUCUCUUCUUGGGCAGAGCGCUUCCAGCCAGCCCCUCGUCCAAUCUUGGUGAUGUGGCCAGUGCCAGGGAGAUGUUUGCCAGUCUGAAGCAGGAUGGCAUUAUCGAGGAUGGCUAUGCCGCUAUACAGAUCUCGAUUGAUUCCGCAAAGUAUCCCCGCGCCGAAGGCAGUAGCAAGUUGGUGGUGUUGGUCACGGACGAGGACCGGGACAAAUUUGAGUUCUCUCUGACGCGUGAUCGCAUGCAGAUGCUGCUGAACAGAGCUGCAGUGCAACUGCAUGUUAUAGUCAAUGCUGGCAUGAAGUCUGCCGAUGAAACACUUCUAGGCUUCUCCAAUGUGUCUGCUUACACGGUGGAUGGUGAUGCUAAGACCCUGGCCAGAGAGAUGAUGCUACACGGACGUCCCCAGUACAUCCGCCGUCGCUCUACUGGUAACACUGUGCGUGAUUACGUAGAGUUGGCUGUGUCCACCGGCGGUGCUGCCUGGGACAUUGGGCAGUUGGAGACCAAUAUUGAAGCGUUCACCGAUGCUGUUAUCAAGGGGUUGGUGCGCAGUGCUAACAUCCAGGCAAAGUCGUGUUUUGAGUGCAGUUGUCAGGAAGGCGGUCAAGUGAGCUGUGUGCCGUCUGCGCUGGCUCCAAUGUACUGCGUCAUGCCAUUGGAUGAACCAGAGGUGCCCACAUUCGCCAAGCCCGACGUCACAGCUACUCCAAACUCACUGUCGGUGGCUGCCAAGAGUCAAGCUAGCUUCACCUGUGUGAUCCAUGCACAUGGUGCGGACACUGUGGACAUCAAGUGGACUCACGUUGGUGCCAAUUCCACUGACGUUGUUCAUACUGGCCCAGUGCUAUUGUUACCCGCCGUGUCGCUGAAGGACGCUGGCAUGUACAUAUGCACAGUGGAUACAGAAGGAGGACAAACAUCAAGCAAAGUCACUCUCCAUGUUGUGGAUUCUGUACGUGUGUCUCCGGCUAGUGAAUCCCUCAUAUUGGAUGUUGGACAAUCACUAAGCUACACCCUUCAAGUGUUUGGAGAGCCACUGCCACUUGUGCAGUGGACCCGUUCCGAUGCAAACGUUGCCACUGGUGAUGUGUGGCUACCGGAUGGCCUGGUACAGGACGGUGCACGGUUAUCAGCCGGAGCGGUGACACUGGACAUGGCUGGCAUGUACCAGGCACGGGCUGUGAACUCCUACGGUCAGGCUGUAGCUCGGGUUGACAUUGUUGUUCGAGGUCCACCGGUAGUACUCACUGAACCGCGACUACUGUCCAUCCCACCAGGCAGCUCUGGAGUUGUCUCUUGCCAGGUUGCCGACAGUACAAACUCUUCCAUUGUGACAUGGUUCUUGCUAACAUCUGACCCGCUACCUCAGGGUACACGUCAAUCCGGUAACUUGCUCUACAUCGACGAGGUCAACGGUAACAUUGCUCGGCAGUACACCUGCCGCGCUCAGAAUGAGUUCGGCUCUGCUGUUGCUACGGCGACCGUGGACAUACAGAGAUCACCGAGUGUGUUUAUUCGUCCACGCCGUGUGGUAGCGUCCCUGAACAGUCCCGUGUCGGUCAGCUGUGUUGCCACCGGCUCUCCGCCAUUGUCGGUGCGGUGGAGUAAUGCAGACAGCGACGGUGACAUGGACUUUGCCGAUGGUAUCAUUGUGAUCGGUACACAGUUGAUAAUCACUAGACUGACCGCCAAGCAUGUCAAUCGCUACGCGUGCACUGCUGCCAAUGCUAACGGUAUGGCCACCGAGGUAGUCACAGUGGAACUGCAAGGAGCACCACGCAUGCCCACACUGCCAAAGAUCAAGGUGGACGGUGCCACUGCAACGAGUGUCAUUCUCUCGCUUCCCGAACCGCUGACAAACGACGUCAGUAACCCGGUGGACUCGUUCUUGGUUCGGUACCGCAGCUAUAUGCCAGACAGUAUGAGCUACUCUGCGUGGAUGGUUGCUGACCGUGAUGUGUCGGCCGUGUCCACCGAGUAUGUAGUCUCCAACCUUGAACCCAGUACUACAUACCAGUUUGAUGUGCAGAGCCAUUCAGAUGCAGGACCCUCCCUGCGCAGUCCUGCACAAACUUUCACCACUCUUUCAGCUGGUGCACCAACAUGGCCUCAACCUGCAUGGUACCCACUUCGAUCUACAAAUGAGACAAUAUACAUCAACCUGCCAGUGAUGGAUGCGUUUGUUGACACUCAGAAGUUUGUUCUUGAAAUGAAACUGACUGGCGAUGAGACUGCUUUGAUCGUUCAAUACCCCACUCUGGAGGUGGAAGUUCCAACUAAUGAUCCCUUGCUGGCACUGACUAAUCCUGGGCUAGCUGAGCAUUAUGAGAUACGGAUUCGCAGCCAGGAAAGCAUGUCAGACACCGAAGCAUGGAGUCUGCCAUUGCUUGUGACGCCGGGACAUGCUGGAGCUGUCCAGUGGCCAGAGAACGCUCUGGACACUAACAAGGUUUCAUCAACGGAAGCCACCGUCAACCUUCCCACAGUGGCAGAGGCGCUACGCUUGAUGCCCGCUGCAGAGCAAUACCUACUGCAGUUGUACCGACUGGGGCCAGAUGGAGACGACAGCAGUGGUACCCGCCCUGAUGGGCAAGCUCGUGUCGGCCUUAACCAAGGACAAUACACGCUAGUGAACCUGCAGCCCAGCACACUGUAUGGCGUUGAAGUGCUUGUGGAGUCACAGGACAAUCUCACGCCAAGCAGCCAGAUGCUUACCUUCACCACACGCCCAGCUGACAUUCCCGUAUGGCCAUCAGUUGCUGUUGAUCCAUACUCAGCCACACCAGACUCACUGACAAUAUUCACACCCAACACGGAUCCUAUCCACGCCAUACACUAUCUUCAGUUUGAGACGCGCUACCAGGGAGACAAUGGCGAAUGGUCACCAUGGACCAAGUCCCUGGAGCGACAGCCAUUGCUGCUUGCUGCCCGUCGACUAAUGUUACCUGUGUCGCUUGCAUCAGCUCGAUAUCAGGUACGGGCGUCCGGUGUCAGAGCCAGUGGUACGUUAACUCGACCUUCAGCCUCAAUUGAAGCCUCCACUCUAGCUGAAGGGUCUGCGGUAUGGGGUGAGGAUGCUUUUGAGCAAUCUCAGACAACUGCCUCGUCGGUAACGGUGCUUCUCCAGCCACUGGCAGGUAACAUGAGCAGCAGCAGCAGCAGCAGCACUGUGGCCAAUCAAUCUCUUACCUACAUUAUCAUUCUUCAGCCAGUGUCGCAGGAUGGUGAUGUCACAGGGCCUGUUAUAGUUCACACUGCUUCUCCGCCGCGUGGUGUUACGGCCAAGCCCGUCGUUGUGGAUGGGCUAACGCCAAACACACGUUAUCAGGUCACACUGAACCAACAGCUUGGCAACACUUCGCUUCCACCGAGUGCUCCACGAAUGGUUGUGACGGCAGCCACGGGUGCACCUCAAUGGCCACAACCAGCCGUUGAUCAUGCCCGCACCACAACAUCAUCUAUUCACGUGUUCCUGCCAAUCACAUCUGCCGUGGUUGAUUACCUUGCGUAUCGCCGCAGCAUGGCUAGCUCUAGUCAGCAAUGGGUAGCAGUGACUGACAGCAGCGAGGAAGGUGAUAGACUGUUCACGUUCUCCCAGCUUGAGCCUGGCCAAGCGUACGAGUUCCAGAUAUUCGCUGCAACACCUAGUGGCACAUCGCCAGGUAGUGCUAUACUGCAAUCAUCCACACUGGAAGAAGGAUCUCCCGAAUGGGAGCGUCCAGCAUUUGACAGUGCACGCACCACUCCCAGCAGUGUUCAUCUCAAUCUGCCCGCGUACCCGGGAGUGCAGGAUCAUGACUCCAUGUUCUCCUACACACUACAGCAUAGAGUGAUGUAUGACGAUGGUACUUGGACGUCGUGGGGAAACUCUAGCGGCGAUCUCACUGCUGCCACCGCCAGCUCUGGCCUCACUGUCAAAGACCUAUCUGCGUCGAGCACUGUGCAGUUCAGACUGCAGGCUGUGAGCGACGACUACACAUCCCCGUUCGGUGCACCAGUAACUGUUCAGACUCUGGCUCAAGGCAGUCCAGUGUGGCCAGAGGAUGCUUACACCGAUACUACAUCUACAUCUACAUCAGUGCGCGUUCUAGUGCCGGAGGUAUUCCCCGAUAGUCAACAGCAGGUCGUGUUCAAACUGCAACCCAAGGCCAAGAACGGCCUUGCCACAGUCCCGGGGAUCACCCUGCCUGCACAGCAAGGUAGUGGUGAGAUGGUGGUAAGUCACCUGCUACCCAAUAGUCGCUAUGACCUCUCCUUCAGCUUGAGCAAUGCAACAUCUGCCACGCCAUUCGGAUCACCGUUGGACGUGAUAACAAUAGCGGAGGGCGCACCAGUGUGGCCACAUCCUCCGCUGCAGGAAUCCCAACUCUACCCAGACUCGGUCGUCAUCAACCUUCCCGCUAGUCUCAGGCGUCCACUCAUCUUGCACACAAACCUGCCCGGGGGCUACUCAACAUCCAUAGUAGACGACACAAUACACUUUGAAUUCGUCGACAUUUCCCCCGGGUUUGACCUGGAGGUGCAGUUCCAGGAAGACCUUGGAACAGGCACUUUGUCUGCACCGAGUGCUACGCUAGAAGUCACUACACCAGCGCAAGACACGCCGCUCUGGCUGAUUCCAGCGAUUGUCUUCCAUGCUACGACGGCCAGCUCUGUACGCCUAGCUGCGCCGUUUGUUGCCGUGAGAUCCGAUGUGUCUGCAUUCAACGUAUUCUAUCGUGUGAAGCAAGACAAUGGUCUGUACUCUGAGUGGAGCAGUGUUUCACCGGUUACACUACAGCCUGGUCAAGCUGAGUUUGAAGUAGCUCAGCUACCCGCCGAUAGUGAGAUCCAGGUCAGAGUGCGUGCCGAGUUUGACGACGGUACCCAGUCUGAUUACAGUCCCACUCAGACCGUACGGACACUACCUGCAAGUGCACCCGUCUGGCCAAGCUAUGCUUACAACCCGUCACUGUCUACUGCGACGUCCGUUGAGAUCGGCUUGCCGCCAUCGCUGGUUGGACAGCAGGUGGUUGUGCGUGCACAGCCAGUUGACGCAUGGGGCGAUGCCCAGGAUAACGUUGCAGACAUCACCAUCGCCGGUACAGCCCUAGUCGUGCUGGAAGGACUCGCUCCCAACUCUCUGUACAACGUGUUUGUGAAAGCAGCUGCGCCAUCCACGCCGGCUCCCUCGCUUACUGGCAGCGGUCUUGAGAUGGAUAUCAGUGGUGAUGCUGGACAAACCAUGCCCACAUUCUCACCCGCAGAGAACAUCUUCUCUGGACCAUUGCAAGUUCGCACCAUUGAACUAGGUGGUCCAAUCUGGGCUCAACCUCCCAUCCUGGAAGAGCUCACAACGCACAUGUCUGCAGUGGUGCAUCUUCCCAACACGCUAGCAAGCGCAUCGGAUCAUUUGUUCAGAUGGCGUCAGCCCAGCAAGGGACCUAUAUUCACCACAAUCAAUGAUCAGCCCAUGCUGCUAGAUGGUGUCUACUCAUAUACAUUGACGGGACUGACUCCAGGUGCAGCCUACACUGUACAGUAUGGACAGCUGGUAUUCGACCCGGAGACAUUCAGCCCCAUUGUCAAGUACAGCACUGCUGUCAAGUUCUCCGUGCCGAGUCUUGACGCACCACUGUGGAAUCAUCCAGCUGUAGUAUCGACGCUGCUGACGUCCAACAGUGCUGUUCUCAGGGAACCUCUGCUGCCUGCAGACAGCCCUGCCAGCAACUUCACCGCACAAACUAGAUACCGAAUGAGCAGCGGUGUGUGGUCUCCAUGGCGACAGGCUACCCGUAUAUCUACCAUUGACCAGCAGAGCAGAACACUGGUUGUCAGUGGCUUGCAGGCCGGUGUUUCUAAUCAGAUCCGCUUGGCUGCCAUUCACAAUGGCAUGCCCAGCAGUCAGUUCUCUCCAUCUCUUACUCUGCAGACUUUGGCCAGAGAUACACCGACUUGGCCACGUGUGCAGUUUGUUCGCCACCUGAUCACCAGUAACAGCUUGACGGUGGCAUUGCCCAGCAACUACCCGUUCACAAACACACUGUUCUACACACUGCAGCUGCGACGGCAGUUCUCCAGUGGCGACUGGACGCCGGCAAAGAACACGACCGUAUCCUACGAUGCCAGCGGGCUGUACCAGCUGACUGGCCUGCUCCCUGACAGUGUAUAUGAGGUCAGAUACAUAGCUCAUGAUCAAGCUGGACGGGUUUCACAACCCGGACCAGCUGCACAGCAACGCACUCUAAUUUCAGGCAUACCAGCUGAGCCCCAGCAACCUACGAUGUCUAUACCGGAAGUCGGUGGAAGAGUGUACAUUGAUCUUCCCAGUCCAUUCUCAGUUGAUCCCGUAGAUCAUCCAGUUGACUACUUCAUUGCACGCUACCGACCUAUCUCUGACUCCGGAGAGCGUGGGCCCUGGCUAUCAGAGCAAAGUGAAAUGCUGUCUACUCUGAUCAACCAGAGGUUCUACCUUCAAGGUUUGAUGCCACGCACUAUGUAUGAGCUGGUCUUGCUGGGCGUAAACUCCGUGGGGCAGUCUACACCGAGUGUGCCAGCCACCUUCCUGACGGGAUAUCCAGGUCCUCCUCUGACUCCGCAGGCCCCAGCCAUCAGUUCCAGCAUCACCAGCCGUACAGUGACUGUCUCCCUGCCCAGCGUGGACUCCUACCCAAGAUUACACCCAGUCACUGAGUACAGUAUUAUACGUACCACACUGCUGGAUUCCGGCAGAGAAACCAGUCGCACCGACACACUAUCCCCGGCAGAUGUCAGACUGGUUGUCGUUGAAGACCUCACUCCCGGCACUACGUAUAACAUCCGUCUUCAGGCGCGCACCCCGGUUGGUUUCUCUGGCUUCACCAGCCCGGUCUCCUUCACAACGUUGGCUCUUGGUGAUCCCGUCCAGCCAUCUGCACCGAUCAUUCUACCCAGCUCAACAAGCGCAAGUCUUGACGUACAGUUACCUGGUGCUGACUCAGUUCUAGUAGAUCACCCAACUGAACGGUUUGGAAUUAGCUUUGCAGCAAUGCUGGAGGAUGGUACAUGGCCUGAGACGUAUCAAGUGCUACCGCGAAGAAUCCUAGCUGGAAUGCCCGUGGCCACAAUACAAAACCUUCUUCCUGAUACUCGCUACAGGAUCCGCUUGAAUGCACAUAACCGCCGUGGCAUGUCGCUUUGGAGCCCGCCGUCCGAGGCCAGAACAAUCCGCCAAGGUGAAGCAAUACAACCACGCCAGCCAGUGGUAUCGUCAAUAGGCCGGACAUACAUCACCCUGAACCUCAGCCAGGUCCUGUCUUCAGCGAAUAGUGACCAUCCACUGUCUCACGUUGCUAUCUCCGUCACUUCUCCUCAAGCUAACACCAGCUUCACACGCGAGGUUUCAGCGGAUGACCUAAUGUACAACGAGGGUCUGUAUCGUAUCGAAGGAAGCUUGAUCCUCCCCAGCACUGUGUACAGCAUCCGACUGCAGACUCGCAAUGCCAUGACACUAUCGGAACAAGGUCCCGAGACACAGGUCACAACCUGGACUGCAGAACCUCUGCAGCCCAGUGCACCGACAUUCCUACCAAAGAGGACUAGCUACUCUGUAGUUCUGCUUCUACCCAGCGAUGUGCAUCCCGAUGAUCCUGUAUCAUACUACACCGUGCAAUAUCGCAACCGUACUGCACAGUCCUGGACAGAGCUGCCCAUGCAGAUUGCUGGCGAUAGUGGUGAAUACGUACUGAGUGGUCUGAACGCGGACACUACGUAUGACGUGCAGCUGUUUGCUCACAACGAUGCCGGCCGCUCACCUGCUAGUCAGACCAGUAGUUUCACCACACCAGCAACAGGUACUGCUCUGAUACCGUCUCCACCGACGGUUGGCUUGAGCAUCAGCAGCAGUGUGAUACCAAUCAUCCCGCCGCCUGUACACACUACCGACAGUGGCAGUAGCAGUGACACUACACCCAGUACACCUCUGCAUCCCGUUGACUACUUCCGAUUGGCCUACACACCAGGAAACUCAGCGUCGCGUGUCACCAUUCCCGACAUGCUACCCGUCAGCACGUCCAUGUAUGAAUUCACCGUACCCGCUGCACUGCUCGGUGUCUUCAAGCAGUUCCGCUUCCAAGCCAGGGCUGGAAACGCCCUGGGUGUGUCGGACUGGAGUGAGCCUGUCCUGGCCACUCUCAUUGAGCCUGGCAUACCCAUUGUCCCAGGUGUACCUCUGUUCUCCGAUAUCAGCAUUGACAGCUUCACAGUAUCCAGGCCAGAGUUCACCGAGGCCAUCACUGCACAUCCUCUGAGUGAGUUCAAUGUCAGCGUGACACGCUUGGAUCGCCAACGCAAUCGUUUUGUCCCGUGCAGCAACUGUACGUUCUACGUGAGCAGUGUGUUUGGCAACGACACACUGGUUGUCAGCAAUGUCCCACCUGCCACGAUGUAUGAAGUGUGCAUCAGUGCUGUGUCGGCUGAUACCCAGCAGACGUCUGCGUUUGGUCCGUGUGCCAGAGUCACCACUGCCGGAUUAGACUGCCCUGUGGGUGUUGAUGAUGAUGCGCGCAUACUCCAAGACGGUGACAUUGCACGCCUGUUCAACACCAUCACUAUUAACCAGCUGGCUAGUACCCGACCUAGUGCCGACAUCCUGUUUGUUGUGGAUGAAUCCAGAACUCUCCAGGGCGUUCACCAGGUGCUGGGAGAACUCGCGCAAACACUGGAGGCACGUCUCUCCGCAGCGGGUAUUGGCACGGUCGUGGAAAACCAGUACUCUGUGACGGGAUUUGCCGGCGAGCACAAUGGUGAUACAUCACCGGCCCGUGUCAUCCCAGUACACGGUAAUGUAUUGUACAAUGUGUCGGAUGUGGAGAUGGCCGCGCAGUCUCUGGCCACCAAUGCACGCCGCGAAGACGGUUACUGUGCAAUACAGCACGCGCUGGACGCGUACCGAUCGUCGCAUUCAGCCUCCAGCUCCUCAGCUCUUGUAGUUGUUCUCGUGACCGACGAAGAUCGCGAUGUGGUGUGUCCCGGUACAACGUACAACUCGACUUACAAUGACUUGCUGAGUGCUAAUGGUGUUCUGCAUAUCCUAGUCAAGCAACAGUAUGCUGCAGGUGCAAUGAUGGUCAGUGGUGUGGACAAAGCUGGUAAUGGAUUCCAUCUGAACACAUCUGCAAGGCAUGGCUAUGACAUGGUCUACAAUGCUGAGGCACUAUCAGACUCUGGACAUGGCACCACACAGAGUGACUACACAGAGCUUGCACUGGCACUUGACGGCACCGCGUGGAGCGUAGCCGAUCUCGUUGACCUGCUGGCAAGCAACCUCUCCACCGAUGCCUACGCUAAUGCCUUUGCUGAUCGGGUGUCUUCGUCAGUCGUGUCCCAGCUCCUGGCCUGUCAGGAGUGUAUGUGCACAUCCGGGUCCUUGUCGUGUCACUCGCUGCCUUCUCGACAGCAGGAGGAUAUCUGCGUGUCCGGUGAACCACCCGUCGUAGAAGCUGUCGACAGUCAACUAACUGUGUCGGUGAACAAGCCACUUACACUGGAGUGCACAUUGCAAGCCUAUCCUAAAGUACCCCUGACGUGGGAAAGGAGUGAUCUUGAACCCAUCGAUCAAUCCUGGAUCAACGCAGCUACCAAUCAACUGACCAUACCGCAUGUAACAGCCGAUCUUGUCGGUACCUACCUGUGCGUGGCGGAGAAUCUCUUUGCUGCUGACUCUGCAACUAUUGACGUGUCGGUGACUUACCCGACUCAGUGCGAGCGACAAGGACAAGAGCUUCCCAUCAACGGCACUGGUGAGUUUAUCCGCACCCUGGGUGACGACGGUGUGGCCGUGGACUUUGUGUGGCUGGUCGACCAGUCGCGGAGUAUGAUUGAGGAGCACCGCUUGCUUUCAAACAUCACCAGCAUCCUUGAUAUCAGCUUCACAGCCGCCGCCCUGAGUCAUGGCGUUCAGCCCAGCAACGACUCCAACCGGUUUGGUCUGGUAGGGUUCGGCGGUGAAGACGAUCAACUGGCAAAGGGCGUACCAAUCCGAAUGGGUAACGGCGCCCUGUUCGGCAAUGCCGAAGAGCUGGGCACGGCGACGGAACACUUGGAGACGUCUGGCAGCAUGGAAGACGGCUAUCACGCCGCCUACGUGGCUCUCACUCGGUAUCCAUUCCGUCCCGGUGCCGUGUGUCACCUGCUACUUGCCACGGACGAAGGCCGUACUCAGCUAGCAGACGUCAUCGAGUUUGACACCAUCAAGGAGGCCAUACUGGCUAGCAACUGCACACUGCAUGUUCUGGUUAACGAGGAGUUUGACGGCAAUGCGCUGGGUAUAUCACACAGCAGAGAUGCAUUCUUUGAGCAUGCCAACGGUUCGUUCUCCCUGGUCCCCGGCGCUGGCAUAGCUUUCCCACAAUCAGGCCAUGGAGAUACUCAUCAGGCGUAUGUUGAACUAGCAUUUGCCACACAGGGUUCGGCGUGGAAUCUGAAGCGACUCCGGAACGGCGGCUCAUCCGUGGACGCGUUCUCCAACGCUCUGUCGGCAUUGACUCGUCGUAGUACGUACGGACAGCUGUGUGAUGUGUGCACGUGUCAGUACGAUGGAGAGUUCCUUUGUCAGGACUGUAUGGCAUAAUAAUACUUCACCCUAUCAUCAACUCGACUACUAUCUGACAUUUUGGAAGAGGACGAGAAAGCGAUAGCAACUCACCUAUCCAUCCCUCAACUUAUCAUUAUAAACACUGGAAACAUUUCCGCCAUUGUGUUUGAGUGUAAUUGUUAGCCAUAGGCACGUCUUUUGGACCAUAAUGUUUUGUUCCCAGUGCAUGCAAGAAAGGGCAUUCUCCUGUGCUAUAUUCUGAACAAAGUUGCUGCCAUGGUUUUCACAUUGUUCUGUGAGAUGCUAUUGCUAUCUGCCCCCUUUAAUAGUGGCCAGUUUAACUAAAUUGUGCGACGAAGACAACUGUUUGCUAGGCACAUAUGCUGUAUGCCUUUUCCCUAUCCUUGCGUCUGCAUUCCACCAACUCGGUUGUCAAGCCACCUGCUUACAUGGCUAGCUUGCAGCAAUCCUAAUUAUUGAAUUUCUACCCGUGUUAAGAAAACAGUACAUUGCAUACUGUACAAGUACUCUACAAUCACUUUGUUAAUUAUUGUAUUUUGUGAAAUGCUUGGCACACAGACUAAGCACCUGCUAAACCA
Sycon ciliatum is the source of this 32962-nucleotide messenger RNA. RefSeq lists its product as uncharacterized. The coding region runs from base 156 to 32399 and encodes 10747 amino acids. Lineage: Eukaryota; Metazoa; Porifera; Calcarea; Leucosolenida; Sycettidae. The transcript is spliced from 144 exons. The record is from RefSeq and is a predicted model, not a curated record. Gene Ontology annotation, molecular function: dopamine beta-monooxygenase activity; protein binding.